AUGUCCGAUUCGGAGAACGGGGACGGCAACCCCACAGAAAUGCCAUACUCGCUACCGAUCCGUGGUAGCAACGAUGGCUCGCAGAGCCGCGGUGCGCCAAAUCCCGCACCCGCCGACGCCGACGUUGACGAUCACGUCACCGUCGAAAUCACUCAGGCCGACACUAUGCCUGAGAUCAUGUCGAUGAAGAUGUCUAAAAUCGGACUUCUUGAACAUAAUAUCAACAACCCACGCGCUUGGAAGAUCACUACGACCUACCCUACACUACAAACUGCAAAUAUCGAGAAGAAACAACGUGCCCGGAUGACUCCGAGAAGCACGCACCAACCAAAGAACAUGCUCGCCGCCAAAGAAACUAUGGAAGGAUUCGGGUACGCCCGCUCGGAGCCAACCCCCGACGAUCAAAAAAGACGGGAAACGGAUCAAUUGGUUGAACUGAUGUCCAGUCGAUGGUUGCAGAUUCAUUCGGAGUACAUUAUGCAAGGAUCAGGUGCAUACAAUGAUUACCUGAGAGAGGCCGUUGCCCGAGAGAUUCAACGUCGACCCACAGCAGUUAUGAUCCGAGCAGGAGUGCAUCUUGAUGAGGAUGAAGAGAUGAUGGAUGAUUAG
Messenger RNA from Penicillium verrucosum, 609 nucleotides. RefSeq lists its product as uncharacterized. The record is from RefSeq and is a predicted model, not a curated record. Bases 1 to 609 code for a protein of 202 amino acids. The transcript has 2 exons. NCBI's taxonomy places the organism in Eukaryota, Fungi, Ascomycota, Eurotiomycetes, Eurotiales, Aspergillaceae.